UGUAAUCUGUGUUCGUUGUUCAUUCAUUCGGUCAAACAAUUGAUCACAUUUUUAAAUCAACGUUCCUGAUUUCAUUAUUUUUAAUUUUAUUAUAUUAUAAUGACGUAUAAGCGGAAGAAGUAUCACCACGGAGAUACUCAUCUUAAAAAACGUUGGAGAGUGCGCAAUAGAAAAAAAGAUUUAGAUCAGAUUGACGUAGAUUUGAAAGAAGACAACGCUGAGAAGUUACUCAAUCAGGAUGUGGAUUUAGAUUUACCUGGUUCUGCACAACACUACUGCUUACACUGUGCUCGAUAUUUUAUUGAUGAGCAAGCUCUUAACGAGCAUUUCAAGACGAAAGUUCACAAGCGUAGAUUAAAGGCUUUGGAGUUAGAGCCAUACAGCGUUGAAGAGUCCGAACGCGCAGCCGGUUUUGGUAGUUUCAAGUUACCAACUAAAAGGAAAAUUGUUACUCAAAAUACUAACAAAUCUGAUGUAGUAGAUAAAGACGGUGAUAUUAUUUUAGAAGAGACUUCAUGUAAAAAGAAAAAAUCUGAUGAAAAUGAUACGUAAAUCUAUUCUUAGCUUGGCAAUUAGACUAAGGGAUUGCAGAUUUAUGUCUGUAAGAAAAUCAGCUCUUUUUAUGAAUGGUACUAAAGCAA
Achroia grisella is the source of this 641-nucleotide messenger RNA. RefSeq names its product zinc finger protein 593 homolog. The coding region runs from base 100 to 552 and encodes 150 amino acids. Gene Ontology annotation, molecular function: zinc ion binding; nucleic acid binding. The transcript is spliced from 2 exons. NCBI's taxonomy places the organism in Eukaryota, Metazoa, Arthropoda, Insecta, Lepidoptera, Pyralidae. The record is from RefSeq and is a predicted model, not a curated record.